CAGAGACAAAACUGUGGUAAGACGAAAACAAUUGACUAGUAGGUGAAACUAAUAGGACUUGGAUUCCAUCCUCUCUCUCUCUCUCUCUCUCUCCUCUUGCUCAACACAGUCUCCGUGUUUCCAUUUCAGUCGGGGCCCUCUUUCUUGCAGCCAACCAACGCAAGAAACCUCACCUCUAUCUGUGUGUGUGAGAGAGAGAGUGUGAGUGAGUUUACUAGAACCUGCAAAGAGAUACAAGAGAAGCCUCUGAUAAGUGUGUGAAAGAAUGGAGAAGAAUGAGCAAGAAAGCCUGAAAUUGGAGGAUGACGAGCCUGAGAAGAUCAACUACAGGGGGGUCAAGGCCAUGCCCUUCAUCAUAGGGAAUGAGACAUUCGAGAAGCUCGGAGCCAUCGGCACUUUAUCCAACCUUCAGGUCUACCUGACCACCGUCUUCGACAUGUCUCGCAUUUCAGCCACCACUCUUCUCAACGUCUUCAACGGCACCACGAACAUUGCAACCUUAGUCGGAGCUUACCUUUGCGACACUUACUUCGGCCGUUACAAGACAUUGGGAUUCGCCUCAAUUGCCUCAUUAUUUGGAUUGCUGGUGAUAACGCUGACAGCAGCAUUCAAGAAUCUGCAUCCGCCCCACUGCGAGCAGGGGGAGAGAUGCGUCGGCCCUGACGCAGGGCAAAUGGCGUUUCUGCUAUUCGGUUUUGGGCUAAUGAUAGUUGGAGCAGGGGGGAUCAGGCCGUGUAACUUAGCGUUUGGGGUUGAUCAGUUCAAUCCCAACACAGAAUCAGGGAAGAGGGGAAUUGAUAGUUUCUUCAAUUGGUAUUAUUUCACGAUAACGUUCGCACAGAUUGUGUCGUUGACACUGGUUGUUUACGUCCAGUCCAAUGUGAGCUGGUCGAUAGGCUUAGCGAUACCGACCAUCUUUAUGUUUGUGUCGUGUUUGUUGUUCUUCGUCGGCACCAAAAUAUAUGUUAAAGUUAGGCCGGAAGGCAGCCCGAUGACUAGUCUGGUCCAGGUGAUGGUUGUUGCGGUGAAGAAGAGGCGGCUGGAAUUGCCCCAGCAGCCGUGGCUCAGCCUGUUCAAUUAUUUACCACCUAAGUCUAUCAAUUCUAAGCUGCCUCAUACCGAGCAAUUUUGUUUCUUGGACAAAGCAGCAAUCAUCACACCAGAAGACCAGAUAAAACCAGAUGGAACCGCUGCGGAUCCAUGGAACCUCUGCAGCAUGCAACAAGUGGAAGAAGCGAAAUGUGUGGUCAGAUUGAUUCCCAUUUCACUCACGUCCAUACUGUACCACAUAGGAGUGCAACAGCAAUACAUAGUCUUCCAAGCACUUCAGUCCGACCGCCAUCUUGGCAACACCAAAUUCCAAAUACCCGCUGCAUCGUAUGUCGUUUUUGCCAUGCUAGGCCUCGCGUUCUGGGUGCCCAUCUACGACAGACUCUUUGUCCCGUUUGCACGAAGAAUCACGAAGAAAGAAGGUGGAAUCACAAUCCUGCAGAGAAUGGGGGUAGGCUUGUUCAUAACGAUUAUAGAAUCGCUCGUCGGGGCGAUUGUGGAAGAACGGAGGAGGGCGUUGGCGCUCGCGGGGCCGGAGCCUGUUGCGGUUUCGCCCAUGUCUGGAAUGUGGUUGGUCCCUCAGCUGGCGUUGGGCGGACUGGCCGAGGCGUUUAAUGCCAUUGGCCAACUUGAGUUUUACUACAAGCAGUUCCCAGAGAACAUGAGGAGUUUUGGAGGGGCGUUUUUCUUUUGCGGUAAUGCAUUAUCGAGCUACGUGUAUAGUUUUCUGAUCUCGGUGGUGCACCAGACGACUGAGGGCUCGUCGAAGGGGAACUGGCUGCCUGAAGAUCUCAACAAGGGGAGAUUGGAUUAUUUCUACUACCUGAUUGCAGCACUGUGUGCAUUGAAUUUUUGCUAUUUUCUUGUGUGUGCACAUUGGUAUAGAUACAAGGGGAGUGAAGACAGCAGUGCUGCAGUGGAAAUGGAGGUAAAGAAACAUGAUCCACAUUCUGCCUGAUGAUUGACAGAAACCUCGUAAUGGAAUUUCUUGAAUUUAUCUACUUCUUUUUACGCUUUGUUUUGUUGUCAAAAGCAAAAAACCAUAAGCGACAUGUUAGACAUGAGAAGGGCCACUGUAAUGUUCGUACCAGAAAUUCCUGGUUAGUUCCUGGACUUCAAAUCAUAGAUAAUCACCACCAUUCAUUGUAUGGUAUCCUAGGUAUAAGUUUACAGUUCAAGUGAGCAUAAAAGCUCAGAGACAGUGAUAGAGAAAAUCAGGUUUCAUAAGAAUACAAACUUGCAGUAACCAAGGUUGUAAGUUCAACAUCA
Sesamum indicum (sesame) is the source of this 2319-nucleotide messenger RNA. Its product is annotated as protein NRT1/ PTR FAMILY 2.11. Gene Ontology annotation, cellular component: membrane. Gene Ontology annotation, molecular function: transmembrane transporter activity. Gene Ontology annotation, biological process: transmembrane transport. NCBI's taxonomy places the organism in Eukaryota, Viridiplantae, Streptophyta, Magnoliopsida, Lamiales, Pedaliaceae. The record is from RefSeq and is a predicted model, not a curated record.